AUGGAGCAGCCAUUGCUGCCAGGCAAGAAGAAGGGCGUGCGAAAGAGGACGAAAGACGACUUCAAAGCCAAACUUCCUGUCGUGCUGCGGUAUCCAAAGCUCUUCAAUUUGUUCUGUGUGGCGGUGUACUUUGCUGUCGGCUUCGUGGUGCUCUCUUCGCAGGAAGACUGGGAACCGUCGACUGUUCUGUAUGUCGUAGCGCAAAUUGUGACAACCAUUGGCUACGGCGAUGUGACAGUCCACCAUGGAGGAAAAGUUUUUAUGACGCUCUACGUGCUGCUGGGGAUACUGCUUGUGGCAGAUGCCAUAAACAACUUCUUUGACACCGUGCUCGACAAGGCAGAGACCGAGCUUGAGGACGUGAUGAAGAACGUUGAGUCGGCGGUUGGCGGGUCAGCGCCAGACCCUUUGAGAAAUCCGUCUCCGAGGCAUCAGGCAUGGCUUGAUCUGACGAUAGCUGCGGUGACCUAUGCGGUCUCUGUGCUCAUCUGGGUCGCAUUCUUCUCCUCCUACGAACGCUGCACUUGCGUCAUUGCUGGUCAGCGCCUGCCGGGCUGCGUCGAAGAUGAUUGCGAAGCGACCGGAGGCCAGAAACUCACCGUCGUAGACGCGACAUACAUGGCAGUCAUCACAUUCUCCACGGUUGGCUUUGGCGAUUUCACUCCAUCAACCUACCUGGGUCGAAUCCUGGGCUCUGUUUGGAUGGUGGUGGGAACGCUGGCCUUCGCCAACUUGGUUGGAGCGGUAUCCAAAGUCCUGCGUGGAAAACGCCAGGAGUAUUUCAAGAAGUGCGUGGUAACACGAGAUAUGUUCAAGAUCAUUGACGAGGACGGUUCUGGUAAGAUCGACCGCCUGGAGUUCCAUAAUUGGGUUCUGGUCAGAGAGGGCAAGGUCGCUCGCGAAACGCUGGAGCAGAUAGACAAGCUUUUCGACUCACUGGACAAGGACGGCAGUGGCAGACUGAGCUUCGACGAAAUCAACGGCAAGUUCGAGCAAGAUCCGGCACCCAACACUGGGUUUUCCUGGGCCAAGGACAGCUCGGGCGGAAUCUGGGACAACUCGGAAGGUCUCUCGGACCCAUGGUCCAUGUGGGGCACCAAGCCAUACUGGGGCUCCAAGCAGUCAGAGAGCAUCUCAAUGCCAGUUUCACUUCGACAACUCAGCAAUUGGAGGUGGGAUUCGAAAUUCGCGGCUUUCGGUGAGUAUUCCGAGCAAUCGGAGUAUUCAAGUGACUGGAGCCAGGAGCAGGUGCUCUCCACGAACAUCCAGCGAAGCCCGAACCAGCCUUGGCAGACCGGCAUGACCAU
Messenger RNA from Symbiodinium necroappetens, 1307 nucleotides. The record is from the annotation of a GenBank genome assembly. NCBI's taxonomy places the organism in Eukaryota, Dinophyceae, Suessiales, Symbiodiniaceae.